AUGUAUUACGCGUUUCUCAAGCCGGACACGACUCUUCUCAUCACCAUCAACUCAUUCGGUUGUCUCGUCCAAUCCGCAUAUAUUUUCUUCUACCUCUUUUACGCGACCAAAAACGCAAGGGUCGAAACUGUGAGGCUGCUUCUUUUGCUGAAUGUGGCCGGCCUAGGCCUUAUCGUGCUGCUAACUCACUUCUUAGCAAAGGACUCGAACCGUGCGGAUAUUGUGGGAUGGAUUUGCCUUGUUUUCGCUUUGUUGGUAUUCGUGGCGCCAUUAUGUGUCGUGAGACAAGUGAUACGGACGAAAAGUGUGGAAUACAUGCCGUUCCUCCUCUCGUUUUUCCUUACCCUAAGCGCCGUCAUGUGGUUCUUUUACGGCUUGUUGCGUAAAGAUUAUAACAUUGCUAUCCCCAAUGUUUUGGGAUUCAUAUUUGGAGUACUACAAAUGAUUCUUUACGCUAUCUACAAAAACGGUGAUAAAAACGAGCCCAAAAAGCAGCAUCAGCUCUCGGAAAUCGAAAGCCAAAUGCAUGGAAUCGAUGGCCUGAAAAUUCCGGAACAUAAAGGUCCGAUUAUCGAUGUUGUGAAGCGUGCUCCGGUGGUCCCCAUUCUCAUUGACGACGAAAUUGAAAAAGCACGCUCGAUCUAA
Molecule: messenger RNA, 645 nt
Organism: Striga hermonthica
Lineage: Eukaryota; Viridiplantae; Streptophyta; Magnoliopsida; Lamiales; Orobanchaceae
Source: the annotation of a GenBank genome assembly